AUGAACGCCACUAAAGAAUUGACCUUCAGUUUGUUAAAUAAAUUUCAAGACAAGGGGAGGUUCGGAUCUGCCCAAAGACAUGCUGGCAUCUCACUUAAAGGGUUCAUCUCUGGUAUACUUUUUUCUUUUCUAUACUUUUUGUUUCAGCUUUCUCUCUUUAUCGUCCUAAGGUCAAGAUUCAAGACUAUAUAUCAGGCUAACGUGGCCCUUAAAAUUUAUCCAGACUCUAAAGUUUGCCCUGCCAAAAAAAAAAGAAACUUUUGGUCAUUAUUCAUAUUUGUCAAAGAAAUUCCAAGAAGGCUGCUAAACCCCACAGGAAAUUUCGAUCUAAAUGAAAGAUAUGGGUUGGAUAAUUAUUUAUUUUUAAGGUUUCUCAAACUGUUGAUAUCCUUUUUUGCCAUCUUAUCCGUCAUCAACAUUCCAAUAUUAGUUCCACUUCAUUAUUUUUCCAUGGGUGAUUUGAAGGAUAGUGAAGAUGAACGCUAUCAGCAGACUUUUAGGACAACAAGUAAGCUCGAUAAGUGGACUAUGUCGAAUUUAACACAAGAUUCCUCGAAUAGACUAAUUUGUCAUUUGUUUUUGAGCAUCUUUGUUGUACUUUGGUUUCACGUUAUUCUUUCCACUGAGUUAAGGUUUGUUAACCGACUAGGGUAUUCCGUUUUGAUGAAAAGUAAGUACCAAAAUAUCUUAUAUGUGGAAGGCUUGUCAAAUGAAUUGACUGGCCAAAAUGUCUCUUUGGAAGAAAUUUUCCAACGGCUGCAUCCUAAUUGCCUGGAUACGAUACACUUCAUUCCAAGAAACCUGAGAAAAGUACACAAUUUAGAGGUGAAACUAAAUAAAUUACAGAACUCAAAAGAACAAAUUAUUUUCGAGAUAUUCCUGGAAAAGUACUUUAAAAGGGUUUCGAUACACAGACAUUUGAUAGCAAAUCAUAAAAAGUAUUUCCUUUCAAGAUUAAAGAACCAUUUGCUAUUUCAAUACAAAAAACUAGUCUUUUUAUCCCAAUUUCGUAUCGCAUAUUAUUGGGCAAAAAUUGGUUUACAUUGGGAAAAGUCAAACAUGUUUUCAUUAUAUUACCCCAAAGUUAAGUUGAACAAAGAAACCUCGUUAGAAAGGAAAUACAGAAUUCUGGAUAAAAAAAUACGAAAGGAAAAGCUCAUCAAGUUUCGAAUAAACUCCUUAAAGCUGGAUCCAGAUAUCAAGUCGUCACCCGCCGCUCAUAGAUCACCAGUUACAGAUAUUCAUAUGGACAAAGUGUUCAUUACUUUCAAAUCAACAUUAUUAUCGAGCAUUAUAGGCGAGCUACUUUCAUAUAAACUAUCAACCCAAAAUUUAAAGGUAAUAAUUGGGCCCAACGUUAAGGAUAUAAUCUGGAGGAAUAUCUUUGAUUCAUCACCUUUCUGGAAAAGUGUUAAAUACUUCUCGGCAAAUAUACUUCGAAUUUUCGUGAUUAUUGGUUGGAUUUUACCUGUUGCGUUUCUCGGGUUAAUAUCACAGAUACCAAAUAUUUCCUCACUGAUUCCAUUUGGGAAAAUAAUUCAUUUCCAAUCCCCAUUUAUAAGAGAAGUGGCAAAAAAUCUUAUUCCCAUAGUAACCUUGAUAAUAAUAAUAGAAAUAGUACCGUACUUUUUUCGUUGGCUGAGCUAUCUUCGAGGGCUGAAAACUGGAGCUCAAAUAGAAGCUGAUGUGCAGAAUUGGUAUUUUGUCUUCGUAUUCAUUCACCUAUUUCUGGUUGUCACAAUAUCGUCGGGAUUCUCUAUCAUUAUCGAAAGACUUCUAAACAACCCUGUCAGUAUCCCUGCACUAUUAGCUAAUGACUUACCCAAAUGUGCUAACUUUUUCUGUUCUUUUGUGUUAAUUAGAGGAAUGGCUUACGCAGGUGGUAAUCUAUUGAGAAUAAAGGAACUACUCUUUGAACUAUUUUACUAUAAAUGGAAAAAAUGUAGCCCCCAUGUUCAAUUUAGGAGGUUAAGCACAUCUUUAUUUUUCCAACUAGGUUCCAUUUAUCCUAUUUUUUCAGUUUUGGGUUGUAUCGGCAUCAUAUACAGCGUUGUUGCUCCUAUCAUAUUAUUAUUAUGUUGCAUUUCCUUUUCGAUGGUUUUUUUUUCCUUCAGUUAUCUGUUUAAAUACCAAUAUAACAAAGAAAACAAUUCUGAAACAUUUGGUAAGUUGUACAUUCAAGCUCUAAUGCAAUUAUAUGCGGGUAUUUAUUUCAUGGAGUUUUGCUUACUGGGACUCUUCACCCUUUUCGAUCAAUACACAUUAUCGUCCAUAAUGUGUGUCACUUUUAUUCUAACAGUUAUAGCACAUUCCAGAAUCUCCAAGCAAAUUAGGUCGAAACCUCAACGCAUACCUACCCUGGAAUACUUAUCAAACUUAACACCAGAAACAAAGGACCAACACUAUCGAGAAAGUUAUAAUUUCGAUGACAUUUUUUCAAUUCGUAGAGAUUUCGAUAAAAUUUGGCUGCCGAGGGACAAAUUAGGAAUUUCUGAAGAAGAGCAAUCCUUUUUGGAGAAGUCAUAUCAUUUAGAUUUCGACCUUAAUAUGUAUUCCAUGGAUUUAUUCGGAGAUUGUCAUUUAGAUAAUGGCCAUUUGCUUUAA
Molecule: messenger RNA, 2604 nt
Organism: Saccharomyces kudriavzevii IFO 1802
Lineage: Eukaryota; Fungi; Ascomycota; Saccharomycetes; Saccharomycetales; Saccharomycetaceae
Gene: SPO75
Product: Spo75p
Exons: 1
Coding region: 1-2604 (867 amino acids)
Cellular component (GO): plasma membrane
Molecular function (GO): calcium-activated cation channel activity
Source: RefSeq, a predicted model, not a curated record